Vigna unguiculata (cowpea) is the source of this 666-nucleotide messenger RNA. Its product is annotated as protein EARLY RESPONSIVE TO DEHYDRATION 15-like. Lineage: Eukaryota; Viridiplantae; Streptophyta; Magnoliopsida; Fabales; Fabaceae. The record is from RefSeq and is a predicted model, not a curated record.
CCACCUCAAAGUGGAUAAGCACAAACAUUUGACAACUAUUCUUCUUCGGUGGUCACUUUGAUCCUUAUCCUGUUUGCAAUGGAAGUGAUUUUCCAGUCCUCAACCUCCUCCAGGUUGAAUCCCAACGCUCCAAUGUUCGUGCCGCUUGCCUAUCGGACGGUGGAAGAUUUCUCCGAUGAAUGGUGGGAUCUGGUUCAUUCCUCUUCGUGGUUCCGUGACUACUGGCUCCGCGAGUGCUACCAAGAUCCCCAAUUCCAAAACGAAGUUUUUGACUUCGAGUUCGACCUAGAUCUGGAAGAAUAUGAGAAUGAAGGGAAAGAGGGAAAAGAGGUGGUGUCUUUGGAGGUGCUGAAAUGGCGAAGCUGUGGAGGAGGUUGGGCCGAAGUACCUAGAUAUGCUGAAAAGGCUCCCAAGUUUAUUAAGCCCAGAGUGAGUCCACGGGCUAUUCACCAGCCCAGGUAGAUCAGCCCGGUCCAGUACCAGCUCCAGCACUAGGCUUAUGUACAUACAUAAAAAUUUCUGUCUUUAUUGCAGUUUUAGGAUUUCUUUACUUUCUGCACAGGUUGUUUGUAAUGUUUUCAUGAGAUGAAUUUGGUUUUCUUGACAAUUAUGAACUUGUAUCAACUAAGAUAUUUUACUCUUUAUAAUCUAAUUAACUUAUAGAGA